Molecule: messenger RNA, 2645 nt
Organism: Lotus japonicus
Lineage: Eukaryota; Viridiplantae; Streptophyta; Magnoliopsida; Fabales; Fabaceae
Product: scarecrow-like protein 34
Exons: 2
Coding region: 321-2483 (720 amino acids)
Biological process (GO): regulation of DNA-templated transcription
Cellular component (GO): nucleus
Molecular function (GO): DNA-binding transcription factor activity; sequence-specific DNA binding
Source: RefSeq, a predicted model, not a curated record
AUAUCUAACUAACACCUCAGUUUUCUCUCUAUCACACUCUUCUUAUCACUUCAAUUUUUUCCAUAUUGAAUCUUCUUUUCUCACUUUUAAUAUCGGCUAAAUGUCUGAAUUAUAUGUCUACAAUGAUUUUCCUUCUUAAAAUGAAUGAACAAUAAUUCAGGGUUAGCUGAAUUCAAACCUAUCUCACCACAAUAUCUAAUUAUUUAAUAUUAUUCUCUCCCAUAGUUCCAUUUUCUUGUAUGUUAAUGCUUUCUCUAACGAAGCAUUCAUUGAGUAUCUGAGUUGGGUAUUGGUGACUGUUUCUGAAAAAAGAAAGGAAGAUGGAUCCAAUCUUUUCUGGGGCCAGCGAUUUCACAAACGGAUACCAGUUUUGUGAAGAAGGGAGCAUAUUUGUCGCGGAUCCAAAUCCAUAUGCAGAAUACUGGGAUGUGUUUCAUCAACAUGGGAACCUCUUAGAUGUUGAACCCCUUGGUUUUGCAGCAAAUACGAGCCCUGUACAAGGUUCUGUGACAUCCAUGUCCAUGAACUCUGUGACAGAUCCUUCUCUGGAAGACACUGACUUCUCAGAAACCACCAAGUUCAUAAGCCAAAUCCUGAUGGAAGAGAACCUUGAACAGGGUCCAUUUUAUGACUCCCUGGACCUGCAACUCACAGAGAAAUCAUUCCAUGAUGCUCUCAUAGACAACAACUCAUCUCUAUCGCCUAAUCAACACCCCUUAGAUGUUCAAAGCCCUUACGGUGAAACCACUAGCAGUGACAGUGACAACAACAGCAAUUUACACUACAAUUCUUGUGAGUUGAAUCCCCCUCCUCUUGAUACCCCAGUAGCUGUUAUUGGUGAUCAUGCUUUUCAGCUUAACUCUCAUGGACUGCUAGACUUGGAUUCUUCUGUUACCAAUCAAUUGGCACAAAAUAUUUUCAGUCAUGCAGAUUCUGUCUCCCAAUUUAGGAGAGGAUUAGAGGAAGCUACCAAGUUUCUUCUUCCUCCAGAACCCCAGAUUGUGACUGGUGUAGGGUCAUGUGGAGAAUCAUCGGAUACAGUUGCAGAGAAUUCAUUUGGUUUAAAGGGUAGUAGAAAGAAUCGUGAGCGUGGAGAAAGUGAUUUUGAGGAAGAAAAGAGAAGUAACAAGCAAUCAGCAGUUGGUGUUGUUGAUGAGGUGGAUGACUUAUCUGAUAUGUUUGAUCGAGUGCUGGUUCAUAUGGAACAAUUGCCACUUGGUAAUGAACACGGUUCCCGAGAGAGUGGCGCAGCAAAAGAGAUGCAGCAAGGUGAAAAGACACCAUCAUCUGAUGGAGGGAAGGCUCAUCCAAAGAAACAAGGCAGGAAGAAAGAAACAGUGGAUUUGAGGGCACUUCUGCUUCUUUGUGCACAAGCUAUUCAUACCAAUGACAACAGGGGCGCUAGUGAACUUCUAAAGCAGAUAAGGCAGCAUUCUUCUCCCUUUGGUGAUGGGUCACAAAGAUUGGCUCAUUACUUUGCCAAUGGCCUUGAGGCACGCUUGUUUGGGGAUGUUACCGGUGCACAAUUAUUUAAUUCUACUCCUACCCACAAGACAACCUCUGCUGAUGAUUUCUUAAAAGGUUACCAAGUUUAUCUAUCUCCUAACCCAAGCAGAAAGUUUGCACAUUUCUAUGCUAACAAAAUGAUUAAGAAAGCAUCUGCAAAAGCUGAAACUCUGCAUAUUAUUGAUUUUGGUAUCUUAUAUGGCUUCCAGUGGCCAUUACUCAUCAAGUUUUUAUCAGAAAGAGAAGGUGGACCUCCGAAGCUGAGGAUCACAGGGAUAGAGUUCCCUUUACCUGGCUUUCGCCCCACACAAAGGAUUGAGGAGACUGGUCGUCGUUUGGCUAACUAUUGCAAGCGUUUCAAUGUUCCCUUUGAGUACACUGCCAUAGCAUCACGGAACUGGGAAACCAUUGGAGUUGAAGACCUUAAAAUUAAGAGCAACGAGUUUGUUGCGGUAAACUGCAUGAUGAGGUUCAAGAAUUUGCUGGAUGAGACUAGUGAAAUGAACAGUCCCAGAGAUGCUGUUCUGCUUUUGAUCAGGAAGAUAAAUCCAGAUAUUUUCGCUCAGGCCAUCAUUAAUGGAUCUUUCAGUACCCCUUUCUUUGCCACACGGUUUAGGGAGGCCUUGUUCCAUUUUUCUGCUGUUUUUGACAUGCUUGACACUGUCAUAUCCCGGGAAAACCAAUGGAGGAUGAUGAAUGAGAGGGAGAUCAUAGGUCCGAACUCUAUGAAUGUAAUAGCAUGUGAAGGUUUUGAGAGGGUUGAGAGGCCUGAGACAUACAAACAAUGGCAGGUUAGGAACACAAGGGCUGGCUUCAAGCAGCUUCCUCUGAACCAGAAAUUAAUGGCCAAAUUUAGGAGCAAGUUAAGGAAAUGGCAACCGGAUAAUUUUUUGAUUGAUGAAGACAGCAAUUGGAUGCUUCAGAGUUGGAAAGGACGCAUUCUGUCUGGUUGUACUAUCUGGGUGCCUGCAAAAUGAAGUUAUCACACACUUGAAUGUAAGAAGCACAAUGACGCCGUAGUGCAGCUUAGUGGCGCUUCGCUUCCAAAACACAAGCAACAGCAAGCACAUGGCCGGCGUUGAACAGCUGCAAGAUCGAAAGCGAUUGCAGAAGCUAGGGUUCCGAUUGAAGAUUCUCAC